Molecule: messenger RNA, 2475 nt
Organism: Chelonoidis abingdonii (Abingdon island giant tortoise)
Lineage: Eukaryota; Metazoa; Chordata; Testudines; Testudinidae
Product: sodium-dependent lysophosphatidylcholine symporter 1-like
Biological process (GO): carbohydrate transport
Cellular component (GO): plasma membrane
Molecular function (GO): symporter activity
Source: RefSeq, a predicted model, not a curated record
CGUUUUUGAGAAUAAGUAGUUAGCGCCUGUUGUAAGGCAGCACUCAAGGAAGUGUGACCUGUCAACACCUCUGCAGGCCGCCCGGGGCCCUGAAAAGUUGGGGAGGGAAGCACAAGCGGAAGAGACACUUUUACAAAACCAAGAGAUUUUAAAAACAGAGCUGCACUAGAAACUGUUAUUUAAACAACUCAGCACUCCCUGCACUGCAUGCAGGCCAGUCCUGGCAGCUGCGGGCUUGUGCAUGAGAGCGGGAAAGUGAAACUGUCCAUAAACACAAGGGAAUCCCGCUUCACUACAUCCUAGAUCUUUGCUGCGAGCUCUGAAAAUCAGUAAAUCUGUCUGCACUUAGCUGAAUGAUGGACUCUGUCAUCAGCCCCUCUCCUUUCCCCUGAAAUGUUCCCCUGCACCUUCUCCCGGAUCUAUAAAAACCCAGUGGACUCUGGACUUUAUUCUGUCCCUGGAUCAGCAGUGGUGAUGCUGUGUGAAAUUUGCACUUGUGUGUUAUCAUGAAGCCUCAGCAGAAAAGCAAGAGCAAAAGGGUGUUAUCUGAAUAGAUCAGUGAUUCUGAGUGUGGUGCAGUGGAAAUGUGGUGUUUUCACAGACAUACACCAGGGCACAUGGGAAAUGAAGCCGUUAGUGUCUGUAACUUGGGAGAUUCAUGUCCACAAAGUACCAAAGCAGCUGAUCCCAACAGCAUGCAGUCAGGGCAGAAGCCCGCUAACAAUAGUCCCACCUGGGUGCACAUGGGACAAGGAGUGAAAACGUGCAGGCUGGGAAGAGCAGGAAUGGAAGUUCCAUUAGUGUCUGAGGCUCCUAGCAGAGUUGGGCAUCUAGCCAACUAAACGCUGAUACAGAAAAGUCCGUCUAGCAGGAACGUACUCGGACACUGCACAGGCCACAGAUUGAAGCCUGAGGUGCACACAUGGGUCGUUGCUCCCUGCUAGGCCGGAGUGUGAUGCAGCCGGCACCACUGCCGUUCUACAGGAAGCUCUGUUACGCCAUAGGGGGUGCUCCGUACCAAAUGACAGGAAAUGCCCUCGGGUUCUUCCUCCAGAUCUUCCUCCUGGACGUUGUGCAAUUGGAACCGUUCCAUUCCUCUCUGAUCCUCUUCCUUGGGAGAGCCUGGGACGCAGUUACAGACCCCGCUGUCGGCUUCCUGAUCAGCAAGAGCCCCAGAAGGAGGCUUGGCAAGCUGAUCCCAUGGAUUGUCUCCUCCACACCGUUCGGAGUGGUCUUCUACUGCCUGGUCUGGUCCACCCCCUCGGACGCCAUGCCUGUCUCCCUCAAGUUCCUUUGGUACCUGAGCAUGUACUGCUUCUUCCAGACAAGCAUGAGUUGCUAUCAUGUGCCGUAUUCCUCCCUGACAAUGUUUCUGGGAGGGAAUCAGCGAGACCGAGACUCGGCCACUGCCUACAGAAUGGGGGUGGAGGUGUUCAGCACGCUGGUCGGCUCGGGUAUCCAGGGGCAGAUAGUCAGCGGGUACCAUGCCAGCAUGAUGAAAAGCUGCAGUGUGCCCAAUGGGACUCUGUACAACAGCACCUCCCCGGGGCUCACCGACACCUUGGAGAACACGCGCAAGGCGUACAUGAUCGCCGCCGUGGUCCUGGGCUCACUCUACUGCAUGGCCUGCCUGAUUCUCUUCCUCGGAGUGAAGGAGCAGCCUGGGCCCUUCAGUCCCUUGGGAAAGGCCCAGCUGCCCUUCUUUCACAGCCUGCGAAUAAUCCUGGGACACCUGCCCUAUGUCUGGCUGCUUGGUGGCUUCCUCUUCAUGUCCCUGGCCUUCCAGAUCGCUCAGGGGAUCUUUGCCUUUUUCUGCACACAUGCUGCUGGGCUUGCUGGGAGGUUCCAGCAUUUGGUGCUCAUCAUGCUGGUCGUGGCUUCCCUCUCCAUACCCUUCUGGCAGUGGUUCCUGGUACGUUUUGGGAAAAAACCAGCUGUGUUCGUGGGCCUAUCAUUAAUUAUCCCUGCCCUCAUCGUUAUCACCCUAGUGAGUCACAACUUCCUGCUCUUCGUCUUCAUGAUGAUAUUAGCGGGAUGCAGCAUGGCUGUCCUCUACUUGUUACCCUGGUCCAUGCUACCAGAUGCAGUGGAUGAUUUCAAGCUGAAGAACCCGAACUAUCUAAACCUGGAAGCUUUUUUCUACUCGUUCUAUGUUUUCUUCAACAAGUUUGCAGGAGGACUCUCCUUGGGGAUAUCAACAAUGAGCCUACAUUUUGCAGGUUACAGAGCCAGUGACUGCACACACAACCCCUCUGUCAUCCUCACGCUGCAGAUACUCAUGGCCCCUGUCCCAAUAACCCUGCUGCUCAUUGCCAUGGCCAUAUUCCGCUUCUACCCCAUUGAUGAGGAGAGGAGGAAACAGAUGAGGGUGGAGAUGGAGGCAGCUGGUCAUUAGGUAAAGAACGAAAACCCAGGGUAAACUAAACCUUGAGCCAAUGUCGGGAAAUUCAUUUGGAAAGAAUCCAGUAUUGUUAC